AUGCUCAAAAUCUACCACCACGAUCACGCCAACGAUAGAUCAUCAACCAAUCACCAAGAACCCUUUCAUAUUGUAAAUACGAACACUUGCAAAACCAUUAACAUUCCCAAUUUUGAGAGAAUUAAAAAAGUUGUAAUCAAUCAGACAAGUGUACAUGUCCUAUCGGAGAGUGGUCAGGUUUAUAUUUUUAAAGAUGGUUUUGAUAGUAGUAGUAGCAGUAGUAACAUAACAAUUCAAGUUCCUUAUCUUCUCGACACUACAACAAAUGGAAAAUUAUUGAUUGAAGAUGUUUCGACAUUUUCGGAGGGAUCAACACUUUAUUUGGUUCGUGAUGAGAUGAAUAAUACAUUUCUCUAUGGAAGUGGCAGUACGGCCUAUGAUUGUUUUGGAGGUAAUCGUCAGUGUAUGAAUGAGGAUGGUACGGAGAAAUUUACUCUCCUUUACACUCCUCCGACCGUAAAUGGAUACAGACAUCAAAUUACACAUAUUGCAUCAUGUUAUUCCUUUACAAUAAUCGUUUUGGAUUACUGUGAUAUUAGAAUUUCAGGUCAGGAUUGGGUGAAUUCUGUUCACACGGUAAUGGGUUGGCAUGUAAGCCAGUUUUAUUGUGAAAAGAAAAUUAAGAAAAUUGAAUGUGGAAGCUUUCAAUUUUUUGUAAUAUUUGAAGAUGAUACUGUAAUGUUUUGUGGAGAUAAUGGAAGUAAUCAGAUGCCACAUACUGAAGGUACCGCACAUUUUUCUGUGGAUUAUGAAAUGAAAAUUUCUGAAGCUUUUGGAGGAUACGAUUGCUCGGUAGUGAGAUUUGCAAACACUACUCCAACUUAUGAGAAUUACAUGUUAUAUGGAAGUGCAAUGCUGGAAUAUAAGAAUUUGAAACAGUUUUUGAGCUGUUAUCCAAAAUUUUCUGAAUCCAAUUCAGACAAUGCAAAGAUUAGAUAUAUUAAGGAUAUAUUCUUUAUUGAAUUCAAUGGCUUAUUUUAUGCGAUAAGCAAUAGUCAUAAUAUGAGAUUUGUGGUGGAUGCUUCAAAAGAAUUUGAUGGAAUUCCUGGAAACAAUUAUCAAAUUACUGCACAUUCAAGUACAGUUGUUUUUUACAAAACAUUUUCAGCAGUCAUUUAUCCCAAGUUAGCUACUUAUCUUAGAAAUCAAUCAAUACUCACUGAUUGCUAUUUUCAGUUUGAAUGA
Naegleria gruberi is the source of this 1185-nucleotide messenger RNA. RefSeq lists its product as uncharacterized. The transcript has a single exon. NCBI's taxonomy places the organism in Eukaryota, Heterolobosea, Eutetramitea, Acrasida, Naegleriidae. Bases 1 to 1185 code for a protein of 394 amino acids. The record is from RefSeq and is a predicted model, not a curated record.